UUGACAUUUUACAUCUCAACAAUAGUCAAAGAAAAAAACAACGGUAGAUAAAAAAACCGAAAGUAGUAAUCAUGUUAUUAGCUAUAAAGAAAUAUAAAUUAAUUUUAAUAAAUCUAUUGAUCAUUGCAACGGUACAAUCAAUUAUGACAGCAUCAUCCAACGAACAAGAGAAAGGUUCCGAUGGACGUCCUUUGGCCAAAGCGGCGACUUUUCAUUUCCCUGAAUAUGCAUACAAGGAGACAAGUAAAAAUGAAAUUACUUAUCAUGAUUUUGAGGUAAAUUGCGAACAGCACGCUGCCUGUGAAGCUCUGGAGGGUGUAAAACGUAAGGCAUGUGUAAGGCGAUGUAUUUCAUAUUCUUGCUAUCAGGAUAUUUAUGCUUUUGAUGAGCUAGAGGAAGGCGAGAUUGAUGUUCGUCUCAACUCGUUCAAGGGUUGCGUCAUUCAAAGAUCCGGAAACACCAAUCGUCGUGCGACAUAGCAUAGAGCCCUGUCUGUUCGCAUUGAUGAGUUCAUGCAUUUGAUGCAUUUAAAAUUUACGAAUUUAUUUAAACAUUUUACGUAGGAGACAGUAUUAAUUGUUAUUAUCUCACUCAUAAUGGUUUUAAUGUAGCAGCAGAAUCCACAAUUCAAACCAAAAACCCUAUUACCCCUGAAAAACAAAAACACAGCCAUAUACACCUCUUUUCACGGGAACAAACCAACAAAACAGAUGGACAAUCAUUGCAGAAUGGCGACAAUAAUAAAUUGUCGAGGAGUGAGAGAUGCAGAUACAUAAAAGUAUUUUGCACCAUAAAAAACUUAGGCGUUCAAUCAUUUACUUUGUAAUUUUCCAUAUUCUAGCAAUAUAAGAGAUCACGAAAUCGAAACUUUAUUGGAAACCGAAAAGAAAAUGUUGAAAUUUCGACAGAGCUUUAACGAGGUUUUAAAAUUUGUCGAUGAUUAAAAAUGUCGAUGUAUUUUUUUAUACAAUUCAUAUUUAAACGAA
This is a messenger RNA of Stomoxys calcitrans (stable fly), 986 nucleotides long. RefSeq lists its product as uncharacterized. The transcript has 3 exons. The record is from RefSeq and is a predicted model, not a curated record. Bases 72 to 479 code for a protein of 135 amino acids. Lineage: Eukaryota; Metazoa; Arthropoda; Insecta; Diptera; Muscidae.